Dentiscutata erythropus is the source of this 2079-nucleotide messenger RNA. The record is from the annotation of a GenBank genome assembly. Lineage: Eukaryota; Fungi; Glomeromycota; Glomeromycetes; Diversisporales; Gigasporaceae.
AUAAAAAAACCCGAAAGACAUAGUAAGGCUAUUAGUUGUUUAGAUAGAUUUGUGUCCGUCGCUGGCCUUGGCUCUAUAAUUUCUCAGAUCACAAAGGAACUAUUAACUUGGCUCUCAGAUCACCUUAAAAAUGAGAAAAAUAAUUUCAACAAACAGUCAUUAGUAUCAUCUGUUUUAUCAUGCCUGAAAGAUCAUGAUAGAAAUAUAAAAGAAGCUGCAAAAUCCUGCUUAGAUAAUCUUGUAUCUAUCGCUGGCCUUGGCUGUAUAAUUGUUCCACUUACAAAAGAACAAGAUCCCUUAUUGAAAAAAGAAUUAUUGAUUUGGCUUUCUGAUCGACUCAAUAAUGAGAAAACCAAUUUACCCAAAAUACAACUAUUAAUCUCAUAUAUUUUAUCCUGCUUAAAAGAUCGCAAUGGGAUAAGAGAAGUUGCAAGAUCGUGCUUGAAUAGUUUGGUACUUGAUAUCGGCCUUGCUCGUAUAAUUCCUUCACUUUCAAAAAAUCUGAACUCUGAUGAUUCUCUAUUAAGAAAAGAAAUAUUAGUUUGGCUUUCUGAUCGUCUUAAAGAUGAAGAUAAAAAAAACAAUUUAAAAAAUACUUUACCUACUAUAUCUCCAUUAUUUAUUUCUAAAAAACCUGAUUUAAAUUCAGUGAAAAAUAGAAAAAGAUGUGAAGGUAAAAAAAUGGAAAAUUUUUCAAUAAUGCCAACAAUUAAAGUUGUUUCAAAAGACAAUAACGUGUGUGAUGAUAAGAUUUCAAAAUUAUCUCAUGCAUCGGUAUUCAAGCCAUCUGUUAGUUUUACACAAAAUACUGGAUCCUAUACAAUGCGGUCGUUGGCCAAAAGGAGCACUGUGCCUCCAAGCAAAGUAUGUACGAAUAAUGGACAGACAAUUACAUCUUCUAGUAAUAAAUCUGGCAAGAAAAAAUCUACAGGCAAAAGGAUUGAUACAUCUAAAUAUCCUAUUCCGACCAAUUUUGAGCAUAUAAAAGCUACAAAUUCUUACGGAAUCUCACCCAAAGAACAAAGUACCUAUGAGCAUGACUCUGAAUUAUUGAAAAUCAUUAUCUCAAAAAUUUCAGAUGUCGAACAGCAACAGAAAAUUAAGGGAUUCAUAGAGUUGAAAAAGUUUUUGAUAAAUUCUCAUGAAUCGAUUAUUCCGCAUGUAGAUAUGCUUAUUAAUGUUCUAAUCGAUCAAAUGCAGUUAUCUUAUAAACAAUUUAAACCACUAUGCUCAAAUUUAAUUUUGCUAUUCUCUGAAGAAAGGCAGAGCUUAGCUUUUGCUAUUUCUCAAGAAUUACUUGAGCAGUUACUAUCAAAACUUGCACAUUGCUUGAAUCAAUGCUUAAAAGCAGAUCUAGAAGCAGAAAAACAAUCAUCCAAGUAUCUUGAAUAUUCAAUGUUAAAGAUCCUCAUAAACAGUAACCGUAUUACAAUUUACAGCACUAUCGGAAAUAAUAAACAAGUGUUUGUGCAAAAAAAUCUAAAAGAUGGCAUCCUUCUACCUAAUAAAUUAUUGCAAGAUCUCAAUAACUUUUUCAUUCCUACCUCACCUACAGAAAAUAUAGAUAAAACGUCUCUCUAUAUAAUAAAAUUUUUAAUAAGUGAAUUGGUCAAAAGUUUUGGUAGAAAAAUAUUUGAACACCUAGAUCUCAUUGAUGAUCCUUUUCGAAGCCAUGUAUUUCCUCUCUUGCUUGAUGCAUACUGUGAGAAGGAAAAGCAACAUGCAAAUUAUAAGAUACUCGUUUCUGGAAAUUCAUCAAACUGUUCAUAUUCAAAUUUUCAAACUAAAAAUUAUUUAUUCUCACAAACUUCUGCGAAAAGUCCCAUAAUAUUCAAAGUUCCUGCACAAAUUAAUGAGGUUCAAUGUACUAGUUCAGAAUCAGUUAGUUCGACUUCACUACCUAAUCAAGAUUAUUCAUCAGAAUCAUAUGAAAUGGAUGUUAAUACCUUUAGCCAAAGUCUCUAUGAAUUGUACGAACCUAUGAAACAUUAUCUUGAUUCUAGAAAACAUGAUAUUGAAAGAAGUAAACAAAAUUUAGAGAAUGUCUUGGCAAACUUCAAUUGCCUUAAACGUAGCUGA